This is a messenger RNA of Cephus cinctus (wheat stem sawfly), 1264 nucleotides long. RefSeq names its product B-cell receptor-associated protein 31. The transcript is spliced from 3 exons. The record is from RefSeq and is a predicted model, not a curated record. Gene Ontology annotation, biological process: endoplasmic reticulum to Golgi vesicle-mediated transport; intracellular protein transport. The coding region runs from base 190 to 894 and encodes 234 amino acids. Gene Ontology annotation, cellular component: endoplasmic reticulum membrane; endoplasmic reticulum. Lineage: Eukaryota; Metazoa; Arthropoda; Insecta; Hymenoptera; Cephidae.
CAACUGACCAAUAAGAGAUAAACCAGAAUGUAUUACACGAGAUGUCUGGUGGUGACGUCAUUCUUCAAGUUUUAUUUAUAAACUCUUGAACGUUUCUCGCACUUUGAUCUUACCUGCUACUUGGACAACACGAAGCUGCAGCAUCGUCAUCGCCGUUACGCAUUUAGAAGCUGUUAAGAGAGAAACAAGAUGAGUUUACAGUGGACAUUGAUUGCCUCCUUCCUUUACGCAGAGAUUUUUGUUGUACUCUUAUUAGUAUUACCAGUAGCUUCACCAACAAGAUGGCAAAAAUUAUUCAGAUCAAGAUUCCUGCAGAGCCUGAGUAAUCAGGCAUCAGUGUAUUUCUUGGUACUCUUGGCUAUUUUGGUACUAUUCUUGUUAGAUGCUAUAAGGGAGAUGCGCAAGUAUUCCAGUACUGAAAAUUCUCAUGAACACGCUCACCUGGAUGCUGAAAUGCAAGGCAGUAUGCGCUUGUUCCGAGCACAAAGGAACUUCUACAUCUCUGGUUUUGCUCUCUUCCUAAGUUUGGUCAUACGACGUCUUGUUACUCUCAUUUCAACACAAGCAACUCUGUUGGCUCAAAGUGAGGCUGCUAUGCGUCAAGCUCAGUCUGCAACAACUACUGCACGAAGUCUUCUUUCUCAAACGAAUUUGGGUGAAAGUGCCCAAAAUGAUUCCAACGAGGCUCAUGAUAAGGCUGUAUCCGAAUUGAAAAACCAGAUUGAAGAGCAAGAAUUAAAAAUAAAAGAACUGCAAAAUGAAUUGGCAAUCGAAAAGAAAGACAAGGAGGCCAUUAAAUCGCAGGCAAUGUCUGUAACUAAGGAAUAUGAUCGCAUGAGUGAAGAGUUCUCAAAGUUACAAAAGGCUGAGGGUGGCGACAAGAAAAGCGACUAAACUUUUUCAGCUUUGUUAUCGUUUGCACUAUAUGUCAAGUAUUUCCCUUGCAGUUUUUACAUGAAAGAAAGGUUUUGGCUAUUUUAUGUUACUAAGAAGUUUUCACGUUGUAUAGUUUUGUUACCAAUGGUUUAAGUUAGUGAUCAUGUUGCAUUAAUGUCCAGGACUAGGUAAUUGUAUAUAAUUAUUGUUCGAAUUAUUAAACGCGUUGAUAUGAUAAAAUACAUUGUUACCUAGUGCCUCUUACGACGCAUUUCAGUGACUCAUUAAACAAUAAUCCAGAUUUUUUCUAAGAAUUGUAUCUAUUAACUUCAUAUUUAAUCGAAUGGCAUGUCGAAUACGCAAAUAAAAUCAUUUAUUUUUUCCCUAA